This is a messenger RNA of Aspergillus tubingensis, 489 nucleotides long. RefSeq names its product RpiB/LacA/LacB family sugar-phosphate isomerase. Bases 1 to 489 code for a protein of 162 amino acids. Lineage: Eukaryota; Fungi; Ascomycota; Eurotiomycetes; Eurotiales; Aspergillaceae. Gene Ontology annotation, cellular component: intracellular anatomical structure. Gene Ontology annotation, molecular function: isomerase activity. The transcript has a single exon. Gene Ontology annotation, biological process: carbohydrate metabolic process. The record is from RefSeq and is a predicted model, not a curated record.
AUGUCUGCCGAUCUGAAGCCCCUCCGCAUCGUCAUGGCCUGCGAUGAGGCCGGCCAGCCUUACAAGGAAACCCUGAAGGCUGCUCUUGAGAAGAACCCUCUGGUUGAGUCCAUCCAAGAUGUUGGCGUCAAUUCCACCUCCGACAAGACUGCUUACCCUCACCCGGCUGUCGCUGGUGCCAAACUCAUCAAGGAGGGCAAGGCAGACCGUGGUCUCUUCAUCUGCGGUACUGGUCUCGGUGUCGCUAUCUCCGCCAACAAGGUGCCCGGCAUUCGCGCCGUGACAGCACACGACUCCUUCUCCGUCGAGCGCUCCAUCCUUAGCAAUGACGCCCAGGUGCUCUGCUUUGGCCAGCGCGUUAUUGGCAUUGAGCUUGCGAAGAAGCUCGCCAACGAGUGGGUGACCUACCGCUUCGACCCCAAGAGUGCCUCUGCCGCCAAGGUGCAGGCCAUCUCCGACUACGAGAAGGAACUCGCCGGUACUGCUUAA